Messenger RNA from Suillus discolor, 1269 nucleotides. RefSeq lists its product as uncharacterized. The transcript is spliced from 8 exons. The record is from RefSeq and is a predicted model, not a curated record. The coding region runs from base 1 to 1269 and encodes 422 amino acids. NCBI's taxonomy places the organism in Eukaryota, Fungi, Basidiomycota, Agaricomycetes, Boletales, Suillaceae.
AUGUCAUACCCUGUCAGUGCCAGUGAGGGCAACAUGAUGCUCAAUGCUGAAGGCAACACGAUGCUCAGCGCUGAAGGCAGUGUGAGCCGCCGCAUGUCCGAGCUGCCCAUCGAGAACCAACGGAAUGACCACAAUCUUCAGCAAUCUCCCGGGCCAGAAUCAUCUCAAGUAAUGUUUAUGCAAGCUCGGCAGAGAUGCAAGAUUGCCAAACUGGAGGAGAAGAUAGAGACUCUCGAGUCAGGGCGAGCUGUGAAAGAAAGGCAAACGAACUACUACCUGGCCCAAGGAAGAGGCUUCAGGCGUGUUGUCGCUCUAUUCGAUAGCAUUGAGGAUCUCGUAUCCGACAAUGACAGAAGAUAUGAUAUUGAUGGUGAUGACGAUGCGGAGGCCGCUACUGUUGACCAAGACAGGCUGCAUGUAGGUUACCAUGUCCUAGUACAAACCUUGCCGUGGUUUGUGAAGAGUGUCUUGAACAUGGAGCACGAUGACUACAUGUGCAUGUUAAAAUUGCUCAGGCAGGGGGCUGAUGGUGCUCGAGGAGAUGAUACAUCGAAGCUCAAGACUCUUAUUUCAGACUGGGUUAAUUGUGAACUGAAACCAAACCCUCCUGUUGACCCCGACAAUAAGCAUUGUCGUGGAUUUGUCAAUGAUGCAUGCGGUAUGUUACUGUGCCCAGCUGAGCUUGACUGGAACGACUCAACCAUAAGGACAGGGAUCCGAGAUCGAUUGGAGGGCUAUGUUGUUACAGAGCUCUCCUUUCCGACCUUUUUGUAUGAAAAGUACAGCGCCAAUUCAGAAGAUCUGGAGGAAGGGCUCUUCAAGGGCAGAAUUCUUCCACAGGACAUUGAGGGUGAUGGCGAUGGUGCAGAUGUUGUCGAGAACAACAGGCGAGCGAAGAAAGCACUCUCAGGAAUCAAGGUCAAGAAACACGUAGCGCAAAUUAUCAAGAUAGACAAAGUUACUCUGUGGUCUAUUGCAUACAUUGCCUGUCAGGUGCGAUUUGCGCUUUCAUCCGUUACCUUGUGGCGGUCGGUUGAUGGUGACUUCGACUACAUACAAUUCUGGCAGACCAUAGUAGAUUUCUUCGAAAAGCCUCCUGGCCGAGAAGUGCAGCACAGAGUCAAAAAACUCCUGGAGUGGUGGACUAGGAAAGUUUUUGGCAGGAGUCGCCAUGAGGACCUUAGCAAUGCAACGAAGGCCUGCAUGUCUGUGAACACUCUUGCGAGGCAGAGGGCGCGCCGCGAUGACACUGCUUUAGAUUCGAACUAG